CCGCUUUAAAGGCUCAAUGAGUAAACAAAUACACGUAAGUAUCGAUAAUUCCACUUCGUCUUUAUGAAAUAUGGGCUCAUAGUUCAAAAGAGUAACGGUGCUAAAGCUCAUCUCUAACUUUAAACACGGAGGUGUGGAAGCUGGAAGGCGGACUGGGUGUUUUAAGUCUUGCCUCCGUGGCCACUGGCCACUCCCUGGUGGCGCCCUGUGGGUCGGGAAACAGCAAGGAGGCGGGAGGAGUCAGGCCGGGUGGAGGACAAGAUCCCCCAUCACACUCACACACUGGCUACAACCGCGCUGGGAGGAGAAAAUGGCUCGCUUGUGGGAGGGCUUUUAUCGUAGGGAUUUGUGAGGGGGCUGUCAGUGAAGCUGCACAUGUGCCCAUGUAAACAGGACAGAGGGUGGAGUCCGUCCUCAGGACAGGCCUGAGCCCACCCAGCUCUGUCUGAGGCCACACUGGUGUUUCUACAGGUAGUCUGAGAAAUAGGGAUUGUUUCUCCUAUUUAUUCACAACACUCCUUCCACAAAACAGUGUGUCGUUUCAUGAUUACACCUGGCUCAGUCUAUACCAUAAUCUAACUCCAUCCAGCAGAAGGUUUUCAGAUCAUUUGCUUGUGCAAAAGUAAGAAUUUAACAUUGUAAAGAAAAUGUCAUAAGUAACCACUGUGCAGCAGAAUGACCCCUGUCAGUGCUACAUUACUAUAUAUUGUUGCAUUAAUUGGUGAUAAUGACAAUUUUAGCUUUUUUUUUUUUGCACACGGUUGAAAAGUUUAGUCCGUCAUAGUUAAUGAGCUUAUUACAGGUUUUGUACAAUUAGACCUUUUCCUAAACUCAAAUAAAUGAAAUGGAAUAGAAAGUGCUGCUCUCAUGCAUAGCAUAGACAAACAUAUGCAAAGCAGUACCUGUGUUAAUGUGAUUCCUUUCCUCUAGGCUACUUCACCAAAUUCCUUAGGUGUGCUAAAGAAGACAGUCCCUUAGAAAUACAUUCAUUCGAGUAUUUGCAUAUGCUUUAAUUAAAACUUUUACAUCUGUGGCAUUACAAGAUGUUGGUACGAUUUUUUAACCCUUAAUGAAGAAAUCGCUAAUUUUUUUUUUUUUGGUUUGUUUGCUUGUUUUUUACAUUAAUAAAUGCUUAGGUUUAUUAGAAGCCAUAAAUGAAAAUGACUUUUGGGUUGUGAAAGCUGUCGAUCACUUACUGAAGAAAAAAAAGAAAAUCCUUAAUGUUUACAAUUUACUGAAAAGGUAUUUUCAAAUCAGUAAAAGUUAGUUAAUGAAGGAUCCUUCUAGUAAAUGUAAAUUCCACAGCUGUCCUAAAAAUAUGACUUAACUGCACUUCAGUUGAAUGUUUAGUUCAACGUCAUCAAGUUAAAUUAACUGAACUGACAAAGCAAGUGAAACAAACUUACGGCAAUGAGGUGAAUCGGUCAGUCAUAUAGGCAACAGUUACAAACUUACCUUAACAUUUCCUAAGUUUUAAGAGUUUCUUCUUGAUUUUCUGUGUAAAGAAGUAGCGAGGCCGCUCCUGGUUACAGUGAGACAUGAUGAAUCUACAGAUGUAGGGACUGAAUUCAGUAAUAAACUUUGUCAUGGCUGUCAUGAUUUAAAGAAACAAUCAUAACUUCAUUUAAUGUGUGUUAAAAACGGACAGCAUGCUUCCAACAUUGUUUCUCAAACCACAAAAAUAAGACUCCCUUGGUAGUUUUAACUCUCUCACAGUGCCUUUAGACAUUUUAAAUACAAUUAACUAGAAAUCCAUCUCUUUAUCUCGAGUAAACUGGAAAAGAUGAGUGGAUUCAAUUAAUUUCCUUUGUGAUGGUUUACAGUGCGCAAACAAAAAGUGUCAAUAAAACAUAAAUGAGGUGGCUGUUCACUUUUAAUAACGCCUCACAGCUGAUAAACACUUGACUUCUUAUGUAAUAUAACCUACUAAAGUACCACUAAUUGAUUCCCAGCUCCAUAUCUGACUGGAUUUCCAUAUUGAAUGUCUCCAAAUCAUAAUGAUAACCUGCUAUAAACCGCUAAACUUGAUAUCGCAGAGCAGAUGCUUUUCCUAUCUUCCAAAUGACUCUGAUGGUCCUGAUGAUUGGAGCUGCAGCUGCUGUCAGGCCUUGACUUGACAUUUCCAGAAACCUGUUUGAGUGUUUUCUGCAGGAUGUGUCGCAGCUGCUUCCCACGCUGGUAAAACUUUUUGUAUUUCAGAUGAGAUGCAAAGUCACUUCCUACAAGCUCCUCAAACCUGCGGUGAUCCGCGCAAAUUCACAGCCCGCUGCCUUCACGACUCGUACUUUUCGGAAGAAACCGGCAGAAAAGCCCUUUAAUCGCUCUUGGGCGGCUGAUAAGCCGAGGCGGCCUGGAUGCAGUUUGACAGUUUGCUGAAGCUGCAGAUGAAGUUUGAGAUAUUUGAACCUGCCUCAACAGGAAACGAGAAAUAGAGCGCCGCUGACGCACAACUGAAACCCGCGUCCAUGAAGUCUGGAUUUUCCCCUCUGGCUCUGUCUUUGUGCCUCAACAGCUUCGGCCCCACCAUGUUGCCUGGCCGUCUGUGAACUGAGGCGAUGGACAGCCCGUCCUCCACAGUGAGGCGGCGAGCCUGGAUCAACAGCAGCCGACAGUGGCCCACUCUGGAGGAACCUGACCGGACGCUGUGCAGCUUUCAGUCGGCCUCCAUAGCAGACGAUGAUGUCUUUUCUGAUGGAUGCUUCACAGGAAAGAUUGAGAACUGGCUCCUCGGCUGUGGGUCAGAUGCCUGCAGAGAGAGCAGCGGUCAGCUGAGUUUUGAGUCUGUGCUACAAGCAAACAACUUUGCUGAUGACCUAAGUCUUGGAGCCGAUGCUUCUGUGUUAAAUAGUGGAGGAAUUACAUCUGAAGCUGGCCGGCCGCGACAUCCCUCCCUCAACCAGCGAAGCAGACUCACCAGUACCCCUCGGCAGGGACUAUGUCUGCCGUCCCUGAACUUGGGCCACAGCAUGGCUUCCAGCUGCCUCUCCUCCUCCACCUGGAGAAGCACAUCAAGUGUAUCAGAGGUCCUGCAGUUGUGCUCAGAGGAUGCCGAGGAGACUCUUUAUGAGCUGGGUUUUGGCUCCGAAGAGCCACAGGUCACUGUGCGCAUCCCUCCUCGCUUCUUCACGUUUCCCUCUCAGGCUCAGGGCAUCAAUUUCCGCCUCUUCCUGGACUCACAGCUGCGACGGAUAAGAGAGGAAGACCCCAGCCUCUCUCUUGCUAGUCGUUUCAGACAAGUGCAAGUGCUCACAGCAAUGGCCAACGCUUUCUAUUCCCUCUACUCCCACGUGUCCCGCACUCCUCUCCAGAAACUGACCACACCAGAGUUUACCUUCUCUUCUCCUGUGGAGAGAAUCGAACGGUUCAGGAGCAACAUUCGCAGCGAGCCGCGGUCUCCGGUGGAGAGGCUGAAGGACACCGUCAACAAGAUGUGCCUCUACACAGGCUCCCCCCGUGGGUCAGACUCCACAUCUCCACAGCCCUCUCCCAGGAAAAGAUCCAGCCUCCCUGAAGUUGUGGAUAUAGUCCUGAAAGUCAAGACUGGGGCUACCAAGAAGCUGGAUUUGGAGGAACAUGACAGGAGUAAUUCAGCUGUGGAUGUUGGGCUGAUCACAGAUGAUGAAAGGUUGUGUUACAGUGGGAAAGAAGUGCAAACACAGCAGACCAUGGCGGAUACAGACAUUCAUCAGAAUGAAAAUAAAAUCUGUCAGAAAAAGAUGCAAGACCAUAAACAAACAGAUAAUGUUAAUAGUGAUGAAAACAGUGUCAAACAAACAGACCUGGACAGGAUGGAUCACAAUGUGAGAACAUCUGUAGCAUCAUCGCUAUCAGGAGGAACUGUGAUAGAAACAGAACAUCCGUUGCUUUCAUGUCCACCAGAACUGCACCCACGUUUGGUUCAAAGUAACUCAAGGACAGCUGAGCGAGAGCUUGUUGCCAAGGCUACAUAUGAUCUAAUCUGUCCGCAGAUAGUCGAGAGUGUACACCAGGCGCCUUUGCGCCAUCAAAACACACACAGUCGGAACAGUUUACUUCAUAUCUCCUCUGGUUUAAAAAGUACAGAUAGAACAUGUUCUAGAUCACACAAACCAAACAGACAAACCACCAUCUCUGAGCCUCAAGAGGACUCAUACACAGACGACAUUGCCUCUUCAGGAGAGGCCACACAGCUGGAUACAUCCACAUCACUUCCUGUCCUGGAGCCCAAUGGCAGCUACACUCAUUACUGUAUCACUGUAACCGGCUGGGAAGAGGAUGAUGUUUCUUUGUGUUCUUUGAACACACCAGAUUCCUGUCAUGCUUCACCUGACUCAUCUGUCCAGACAUGUGCAGAUUCAGUUAAUGAGGGGGAAAGAUGCUACCUGAAUCCUGUGGCACAUCAGGGCCUGAACCAUUUCUCCAAUAACCUUCAGCAGGUUAACUCCUUUGAGCUGGAAGAGGUGCAUAGUGCAGGAGAAGAAGAAAUGGGACAAUCAGAAACUACAAGAACAUCAGCCUUAUCAUUGUCCAAGAAACAACAAUACAAAGGUGAAGUGGUUCGCGGUGACAGCAUGCAGUCCGACAGCAGCGGCUACGCAGACGAAGAAGUCACUCCCUCAUCAGACAGACACAGUAGAUGACAGAAAACCCAUGGAAACAAUUUGCACAGCAGAGUUUCUCAUCUGUGAACCUUUUCCUGCACUGAAGAUUUAAGGUUGUAAAACUAGCGAUUGUGAAAGUGCUUCAAAGCAAGGACUUUUAAGUCAAACAGCUCCAAAACAUGAAAAUGUCAAAUAGACUGUAAGGCUGACAUGAAGUUUUCAGAAGCUCUACACUCAAGAAGCUUUUCUUCUAAUAAGAAAAGUUUGAAGCAAAGCAUUACGUUUUUCACAAGUGCUCAUACUAAACACAGAAUAUUGUCAUUAAUCCUUCUUAUAAAUAAGUCAAAGGUUUUAAAGAAACAGUGUGGAGCAUAUGUUACCAUGUGAAGGAAUGUAUUGAAUUCAUUACAACAGCAGUAAAAUGGACAAAAAAUGUUUUAUUGAAAACAA
Messenger RNA from Amphiprion ocellaris (clown anemonefish), 5030 nucleotides. It is a transcript of the gene tespa1, whose product is annotated as thymocyte expressed, positive selection associated 1. Bases 2556 to 4619 code for a protein of 687 amino acids. Lineage: Eukaryota; Metazoa; Chordata; Actinopteri; Pomacentridae. The record is from RefSeq and is a predicted model, not a curated record. Gene Ontology annotation, molecular function: signaling receptor binding. The transcript is spliced from 12 exons.